AUGCAUAAUUCUAACUAUAAUCUCUGGGCCAAAAUUCCUGGCGAAACUAAUACUUUUGUAGUGAGAAAUUUCACAUUUUAUCAAUUAAAAAAUCAAGAUGAAUUUUUAUUUUUCAACCAAAAGCCUAAAGUUUAAGAAACAGAAGUUAUUUCUUAUUAAGAAUUUCAAGAAUUCCGAAAUGCUAAUUUUUUAGAAAACUAGGCAUUAGUACAAUAUGAUUUCCAUAGACAUUUUAAUAAUUUAACAGACUCAUCAAUUUUAAUUAAUGACGUUUUAAAUGUAGGAUCUUUUGGGGCUUGGCAUAAGAUGAAAAAUGCAAAUGAAACUUUACUUUCAUUAAAUGGGCUUUCUAUUUUAUUUAAAUCUUUAGUUUAAUAAACUGUUCCAGUUAUAAUAGCUAUAGGAUAUACAGGAUUAAAUAAGGAUGAGACAUAUAAUUAUUAUUGCAAAAUAGCUUAAUUAAAUGACUAAAUGUGUAAUUGGUUAAAAACAGAUUCUAUAUAUGGAUGGAAGGAUAAUUUAACAUUAAUACAUUGGUCAUAGGCUACUUUAUCAAAUUCAACAUUUUCAGGCGAAAGUUUAUAUCUAAAAGAUUAUUUUAAAUUAAGUAAUGAUUAAUUUAAUUCGCUUUAUAACUCUUUUUCGGAAACAACUAAUGCUUUGAUGAGUUUUGCAGUAGACUCAUAUUGUAAUUAAUAUAUUCCUCAAAAUUUGACAUAAAAUGUGACUUGUAGGAAUGAUCCAUUUAGCUUAGCGGCUGUUUAGUGGAGUAUAGGAUAAAUUUCUAAAAAUCCUCCUUAUCCUAUCAAGCCUUUUGAAACAAACCCUAAAGCUAGUUUCGUAUUUUGGAAUUAUAUGAAAUAUUUUGUAUAUAAUUUUACUUAAAAUAUUCCUUUAGGAGGUACUCCAGGUUAGGCUUCUAUAGGUUAGUUUACUGCUGAUUCUUUAUAAAAAAAUUAUUAAUAGAUGAAAAAUAAUAUAUAAUUAAAACUUUUUGCUGGGUAUUUUUUUAAAAAGAUAUUAUUGGAAUAAAAAGCAUAAUGUAAUGAUGUUUUUUCUUUUAAUUUUUCAAUUGAGUAAGUUUAAAAAAUUUGCUAAGAAAUGGAAGAUUUCAAAAAUUGGGAUUUUAAUUCAAUGUUUAAUCUAGCUUAUUUAUGUAUUAAAUAAGAUCCUUUUUAUACUGAAUUUUUUAUUUAAAAAAGUUUGUCUGAAUUUUAGUAAUAUGUAAUUUUUUGUAAGGAAAAUUAAUAUAUAGGUUAAAAUAUUAUUAUUUUUAAUUAAAUUCUAUUUGAUAAAUACAAUUGCUCGCCUUUGUCUGGAAAAGGAAAAAUAUGUUCAGAUAAUGAAUUAGCCUAAUAAUAAUGGUAUGGGAGUGUUAUAACAUUAAAUUUACCCGAAUAAAUAAGCGAUAUAUUAUCAAAAGGCGAAAGCUAUUACUUUUGGGAUAAAGAAAAUAUAGACGGACCAUUUGAGUAUUAAUAUUUUAUAAAUAAUAUAAUAAAAGAGGAAAAAUAGAAUUUAAAUAAUGAAUAAAUAAAUAAACUUUUAACUUAUGACGUCCUUUUUAGCCCUUCAGUGAUACCUUAAAUUUUCCAAUUAUAAAAACUAAAAAAUAAAUAAUUAAUUAAUUAAAAGUUUUAUUUUUAAGAUGGAGGAGAUUAAUUAUGUAAAUAUUAUAGGUAUCUAAUGGUAAACUUAGUCUUUAAAUCAUUAAAAUAAACACGAAAAGCCUCCGAUCUACUAUUCGGAUAUGUAGACUACUUUGUGGAUUCUCAAAAAAAUAAAGAUCCUUAAACUGGAGGCGACCCUUCUUUAAAUUCAACAAUAAUAUUAAAUGACCCAAAUAAUAAUUACUACGAAAAUACAUCUAAAAUAAUAAUGUAUACUGGAUAAUCAGAUUCUUCAAAAACUAGAUAAUAUUAUUCAAUAAAUGGCUUUAAUUAUACAACAUAUUAGUUUUAUUGGUUUGAUGGAAAAAAUGUUCAAAGUGUAUAUACUUCGCCUUGGAAUGGAAACGCCUAUAUUUAAGGUUCUGAUAGUGUAUAAAAUCCGCCUAAUAUAGAUUAUAGCGAUAAGGUUUAUGUAUAUAUAGACAGUUUUGAUAGAGGAGGAGCUGCUGUCUGGAAUGGUUAAAAAUAAAAACAUGGAGGAUUAGAAUGUUACAGAUAUUAAAAUGAAGAUAAAUUUUAUUAAAAUAAGAAUUCAAGAAUUAGUAAUUCAACAGAAAUAUUGGAUAUUUAAGGUAAUAAAGUGGUUUCUAAUAAAGAAAAAGAUGGUCUCUUUAUGGAUAUUGAGCCUUAUAGCGGUAUUACGCUAGCUGCAGCUAUUAAUGUUUAAGUUAAUAUGCUAAUAGAACCUGAUGAAUUAUUUGAUAUCAAAUAACCUGUUUUGAUUCCUAUUUAUAAUACUUUUAGAACAGGAAAUUGGUCUGAUUCAGCAAUUGAUAAUUAAUUAGGAGAGCUAAAAAUGGCAUUAGUAGCGAAAAGAUCUAUAGAAAUAAGUGGAUAUAUAAUAGGUGGAGUUUUUAUAGUUUUAAGCUUAAUACUUCUUUACAGGAUUAAGAAAAUAAAAAAUAUAGAAUAUGAAUAAUAAAAUAAAAAUAAUUAAUUAUUAGAAGAUAAAGAAUAAAUUGUUUCUGAUAAUUAUAUUUGA
Ichthyophthirius multifiliis is the source of this 2652-nucleotide messenger RNA. RefSeq lists its product as hypothetical. Gene Ontology annotation, molecular function: scavenger receptor activity. The record is from RefSeq and is a predicted model, not a curated record. Lineage: Eukaryota; Ciliophora; Oligohymenophorea; Hymenostomatida. Gene Ontology annotation, cellular component: cytoplasm; membrane. The transcript is spliced from 5 exons.